AUGGGGGGCUCGGGCAGCCGCCUGUCUAAGGAGCUGCUGAUCGAGUACCAGGACUUGACGUUUCUGACCAAGCAAGAGAUUCUCCUAGCCCACAAGAGAUUUUGUGAGCUGCUUUCCCCGGAGCAUCGGAGCACAGAGGAGUCACUGCAGGCACGCGUGUCUAUUCAACAGAUCCUCAGCAUUCCAGAACUCAAGGCCAACCCAUUCAAGGAGCGGAUCUGUAGGGUCUUCUCCACAUCCCCAACCAGAGACAGCAUGAGUUUUGAGGACUUCCUGGACUUCCUCAGUGUGUUCAGCGACACAGCAACCCCAGAAAUCAAGUCCCACUAUGCCUUCCGCAUCUUUGACUUUGAUGACGAUGGGACUUUGAACAGAGAGGACCUGAGUCAGCUUGUGAACUGCCUCACGGGAGAAGGAGAAGACACACGGCUUAGUGCCUCAGAGAUGAAGCAGCUAAUUGACAAUAUUCUGGAAGAGUCUGACAUUGAUAGGGAUGGGACCAUCAAUCUCUCCGAGUUCCAGCAUGUCAUCUCCCGUUCACCGGACUUUGCCAGCUCCUUUAAGAUUGUCCUGUGA
This is a messenger RNA of Elephantulus edwardii (Cape elephant shrew), 576 nucleotides long. It is a transcript of the gene CIB1, whose product is annotated as calcium and integrin binding 1 (calmyrin). NCBI's taxonomy places the organism in Eukaryota, Metazoa, Chordata, Mammalia, Macroscelidea, Macroscelididae. The record is from RefSeq and is a predicted model, not a curated record. Gene Ontology annotation, molecular function: calcium ion binding. The coding region runs from base 1 to 576 and encodes 191 amino acids. The transcript is spliced from 7 exons.